This is a messenger RNA of Oncorhynchus mykiss (rainbow trout), 2669 nucleotides long. RefSeq names its product 5-hydroxytryptamine receptor 1D-like. NCBI's taxonomy places the organism in Eukaryota, Metazoa, Chordata, Actinopteri, Salmoniformes, Salmonidae. The record is from RefSeq and is a predicted model, not a curated record. Gene Ontology annotation, biological process: bone remodeling; regulation of behavior; adenylate cyclase-activating adrenergic receptor signaling pathway. Gene Ontology annotation, cellular component: plasma membrane. Gene Ontology annotation, molecular function: G protein-coupled serotonin receptor activity.
CAGCUGUAUAAAACCAAGGGUGGAGGUCUCAUCACCAUUCAACUAGAGAAGGACUGAUGCAGCCUGCAAGACAAUUCCAGGCGGGAAGGAUUACAAUGCAAAUGGGAAGCUAGCAGUUGCAACAUUUGACAGAUGUCUGCAAGUCGUUGUUCUUUCAUUGGUAUCAAUAUAUAUUUUGAUAUCAACUUUCUAUAUACCAUUUGUUUUGUUUAGAUAGCUAAACUGUUAAUUGAGAACAGAUGUUGCUAUAUAUUUCCAGAUAACAUGCUGGAUAUUUACUUUCAAAUCAACAAUUUUACAUCCAACAUUAUAAUUGGGUCGUUUCUGCAAUGAAUGAAAAUGAAGAAGAAACGGACAGAAAUACUUUCCUCUCCCAAAAUAUUUCACUAGAUUGAUUGAAAUGAAUUAAGAAACAUUUGGAGACUUGGCGAUAUAAGAACUGACCACACUGUUUCAAGUGAUAAAUCAGUGAUGGAGAAAAACACCACAGGUCACCUCGAGCCAACUCCUGCAUUAUAUGGACUAAUAAUGAAUUUCACCAACGAUACCUAUGUGACAAAAUCUUCAGAGCUGAAGGAAAAUGAAGAGAGUCUAGCUUAUCAAACCAGUUUGGCAGUGAUUCUCUUCGUUUUCACACUCGCCACUACUUUAUCCAACGCAUUUGUCAUUGCAACGAUUUAUCAGUCGAAAAAACUGCACACUCCAGCAAACUUUCUUAUAGCGUCUCUAGCUGUCACCGACCUCUUGGUGUCCAUUUUGGUGAUGCCAAUAUGCGUAUUGUACACGGUGAGUCACACCUGGACAUUGGGACAAGUUAUAUGUGACAUUUGGUUAUCCUCAGAUAUAACAUGUUGCACUGCUUCUAUCCUUCACUUAUGCGUAAUCGCUUUGGAUCGAUACUGGGCAAUAACAGACGCCGUUGAGUAUUCCAAAAAGCGCACGCCAGCGCGCGCGGCGGGGAUGAUCGCAACUGCCUGGGUCAUCGCAAUCUGCAUCUCUCUACCUCCGCUUUUCUGGCGCCAGGUGAAGGCAGAGGAGUUGACUGAAUGUAAUGUCAACACGGACCACAUUUUCUACACUAUUUACUCCACGUUUGGAGCAUUCUACAUCCCCACUUUGCUGCUUAUCGUGCUUUAUGGAAGAAUAUAUGUGGAAGCCCGUAAGAUCAUUUUGAAACAGUCACCCAAAAAGGUAGGAAAGAGACUUACUUCAGCGCGCCUGGUCACGAACUCCCCUGGAUCUGUGGCAUCGACAUCACCUUUGCAGUGUGGAAGACAUGAUACCCACUCCGGUGACACGGGUUCCUCCGCAAGUGAGAACCAAGUGAAAGUAACCGUGUCUGACGCACUUUUGGAGAAAAAAAGAAUCUCAGCCGCUAGGGAAAGGAAAGCGACCAAAACAUUGGGAAUAAUUUUAGGCGCAUACAUUAUAUGCUGGUUACCCUUUUUCAUUUACACCCUGGUGGUGGCCACCUGUGAAACUUGUUUUUACCCCGAGUUGUUUGACUUUUUCAAUUGGCUUGGUUAUCUCAACUCGUUAAUCAAUCCAAUUAUAUAUACCAUGUCCAAUGACGACUUUAAAAAAGCUUUCCAUAAACUCUUGUGCUUCAGAUGUUGCAGAUCCUGAAAAGAUGUAUUCUGUGCCCUAUUUUGUUUGCAUUAUUGUUCUAUAGAAUACAAAAAAAAUAUUGAACACCUUUAUCAUACCAGUAUCUCUGCACAUAGUAAAUAUGGUACUGGAACUGACCCUGUAUAUAGCUCACUUACUUCUCGGGCUCUUCUUAUUUCUAUUUCUGGGGUGUUUUUGUUCUACCUUAUAUUGAUAUUGAUACAUGCAUUGUUGGGUUUAAAGCUUGCGAUAAGCUUUUGCAUAAUGAUGACCUUUUGGGGACCUAAAUUUUUACGAACUCGCCAACGUUGCGCAAUCCUCAAAUGCAGGUUUAAUAUGUAAAACAGCUAUACUUGAUACGAUUAUAAUAAAUUGUGAACACAACUGAACAAAAUCACAGUUGGAAAAUUCAAAUUUGUUGUUUGUGUUUUGCAAGGGCUCCAAUUUGGGGAAUAUGUUGGCGCAUUGCGCGUUAUUCCCAGGGUGACUGACCCUAAUGCAUUUCAUAUCCGCUGCACCAUUAGUAGGCCGUAGAGCUCUCCAAACCAGACUGGGAUAAAAGCAUUAUUUCUGUACAUUGGCUAGCUAUGAGAUUGUGUUUUUUGUUUUUGUUUUGCAUACACGUGUGUACAUAGGCCGAAUUAUAAUUUAGUUUUCUUUGUAAAACUCUCACAUGGAAAUAAGGGAUGUUACUGUAUUUAUUCUAUCAGGAUAAGUGAUGGAAAGGAUUAUGAUACGAUCAAACUGUAUUGGUUGACUAUUGGUUCACUAUUAGCAUGUUAAAGAACAGUGGUUCCCAAACACAUACCCUCUCUAGCACUAGCGUCAGCUCACUCUCAAAUGUAGUUUUUUUUGCCAUAAUUGUAAGCCUGCCAAAGACACAUAACGAGAUACAUUUAUUAGACAUAAGAAUGAGUGUGAGUUUUUGUUACAGUGGGAAGUGACGAAGAGCUCUUAUUGGACCAGGCCACAAAUAAUAAUAUAAUAAUAAUCAAUCAUUUAGCUCUUUAUUUAACCAUCUUACAUAUAAAACCUAAUUUAUUAAUCGAAAAUUGUGAAUA